CUUCCUCUUCCUACCACAUUAUCUGGUCAACUAACUUUGAAAAGCCUACUUUUCUGAGCCAAAGUUCACACAUCCUUGUCAUCAGUGCUAAGCUCAACGUGGCAGCAAAGAAAAAGAGAUAAACAUGAACGAUAUUCUGAUUGAAGGAUUUCCUUUAUUGACUAUCCAUCAUCCAUGCAAGAAACAAACAGAAGAGUGUGCAUCUGAGGAGAUCUGUGCCUAUAAAAAGGAGCCGACAGUCAUGAGGUUCAGACUGACGAUGGCAAGAGAGGAAGAUCUGGAAACAGUUGGCCACCAGGAAACACCACAUCCAAAAGCCGAGUGGGAAGAUACAGACAUUGAGGAUAACUGUUUCAGUGAUGAAGAACUGCUUCUUGUCUCCAUGGUUGAUGAUCAGGGCUCCGACUCUGACAGUCCUUCAUGCCACAGCUGUGAUUUUCAGUUUAACAAAGCUGUUGACAUGUCUGAGAAAGCUGAGAUAGCUCAAAAUUUUGCAUGGAUUGGGCAACUGUGUAAAGAGCUGUAUAAAGAAAAUAAUUUGUUCCUGAAGAGUUUUGAGGGCAAGUAUGUUGCUCCAUUUUAUAAACAGAUAUGUGUGGAGGACACCAUGUCAGCAACAAUCACCAUCUACCACAUCACCAAAGACAUCAAAUCAAGAGUUUCCGUUGUGCUGAACUUCACAGGCACGGAUAACUUCUUUUCCUGCACCAAGCAAGGUGAAAAAAACAUUUUAACACUUACGAAAUAUGACAAAAACAAGCUGCACAGCAUUUCUCCAGAUGACACUGAAACAUCAUGCCUUGUUUUCUACAUGUCUCAAUCUGCAAGCUGUCUCCGGCGCUUCGAAUCUGCUCUCCACAGAGGGUGGUUUAUACACAACAUAGACAGUGAUGAUUUGAAAAUGCAAAGAUGCAACAGUUACCCACCUGGCAAUGAUCCGCCCAACACCUUUUUUUCCGUCAUUAAAAGUUAGACCACAUAGUGACCUGAACAGUCUCUCCUAUCUCCUUAUAAUGAAACUUCUAACUGCGUCCAUGCAUAUUUACUUUAAUGUCCUUUUCAGAGCCCAAAUAUGCCAAAAAUAAUCAUCAUUGUAAUCAACACAAUGAACAAACGUUGUACUUUUUAUUUUAUUUAGCUUAAUACUACAAGCUUAGACCAUUAUAAUAAGUGUAAGAAUGUUAUUUAUUAUCAUUAUCUGCAUUAUUUACAUUAGCAGUUAUGAUGUUUUAAACUGCCAAUACUUUGGAAAAUUAUAGUGGUGUUAAGAUAUAUGCUCUCAACUAGGCAUUGUUUGUCCUCAAAUACAACUAAAAAAAGUAAUUGUCUUUUUUAGACUGUUCAGAUUAAUCUGUUAAAUUGUAAAUUGUUAAAAAGCAUUGUUUGAUUGUUACUAAUAAUAGAUCUUAGAUGUGUUUUUUUAUUAUUUUUUUAUUUUGUAUUGAAGGUUAAAGACAGAAUUUUGGUUGGAGACAUCUUUUAAAGAUUUUCGUGUUACUGCCAUUGCAAAAGUAGAUGUGUACUGUGUUACUUAAAGCUGAACCGUAUUUACCCCAUUAUUCAUAUGCAUGUGUUUGUUAAGCUACUUUGAAACUGAUAUUUAUUUCAGAGAUGGGACCAAGCGAGUCUAAAGUCUUUGCAUUUAAGUCCCAAUGCAAGACAGGCAAGUCCAAGUCAGGUUACAAGUCGUCAACUUUAAACUUCAAGUCUUAAACAAGUCACUAGUGCUCUUUGCCCAAAUUAGUGUCAGAUUAUUCAUUACUAAUUACACCCUCCUCAGUUUUAGCACAUUUUAGCACAAUGUGUGGACUUUUGAGACGACCCCCUAUUUAAUUUUAAAUUAAUGAUCUGGUACGAUUUCGCCAUGACAGCAUCUGACCAGCUUAAAUAUGGGACAAAUCACAUCCCGUAUUGAUUUGAUACGGGACGCAUCAUUUCAUCUUUAAAUACAGGAUGAUUCCGUAUUUGAUCUUCGUUAGUCUACAGUGCAUCGUUUAGCUCAGCAAUGAGGCAUGCAAAAUAAUUCAUGCCAAAGCUGUAGUUGUAGUGCACUGAGCUCCGUGAAGCUAAGUAGCUAGCUAGCUAACCCAGCUAACACGAUAAGUUAAAUGCUAUUGAACCAUGGCGUGUAAGAGUUAACAAUCUCUUAACUUAGCUCUGUCUGGGGGUUUUCAGAUUGCCUCACAAAACUGGACGUUGUUUAAGAAGCGUCUGUAAUUUUUGAACCACAGGUUCUACAUGUUGAAAUCCUUUUGUUGCCUUCGAUAUUGUAUUCUUUAUAUCCAGAUGAAAUUACCUUUGGUUUAAUUUUGGUUGUGUCGUCCUUGAAUGCACAAUGUUCAAGCUUAGUCCUGUGGAAGAUGAUUGGUUGGUUGUCUGAUUAGUUGAAUGUGGAACAUGGAAAUGUAAAUUUGAAAAUCAAAUGAACUGUUUAUUGGGGAAAUGUUUUGCGCCACAUUUUUAAAUGUACAACUCUGAUCUUUGAUUUUAGAAGGUAUAACGUUUUUCCAAGUCAGAGGGAUCGAGUCCAAGUCAAGUCGCAAGUCAUCUUUGAUUACGUCGAGUUGAGUUGCAAUUCAUCAAAUUUGUCAAGUCAUGUGGCUUGAGUCCACAUCCCUCAUUAUUGUUCUAUUUCAUUUUGUUAUUGUUUUCAUAAUAUUUUUUGUACCAAACCAAUUUUGUUUGUUUUACAUAGAACAAAUCUUUAAAAUAAUACACUGUUUGUCCUUUUUUUAAACAAUAUUAAUAAUAUUAACCAAUAUUUACAUUUGUCUGUAUAAGCUAUGAACAUAAGCUAUCCUGUUUUUACAUUAAAUUAAUCAUAUUAUCAUGAGCUUA
Myxocyprinus asiaticus (Chinese sucker) is the source of this 2838-nucleotide messenger RNA. RefSeq lists its product as uncharacterized. Gene Ontology annotation, biological process: immune response; inflammatory response. NCBI's taxonomy places the organism in Eukaryota, Metazoa, Chordata, Actinopteri, Cypriniformes, Catostomidae. The record is from RefSeq and is a predicted model, not a curated record. The transcript is spliced from 6 exons. Gene Ontology annotation, molecular function: cytokine activity. Bases 125 to 973 code for a protein of 282 amino acids.